This is a messenger RNA of Cordyceps fumosorosea ARSEF 2679, 741 nucleotides long. RefSeq lists its product as hypothetical. The transcript has a single exon. NCBI's taxonomy places the organism in Eukaryota, Fungi, Ascomycota, Sordariomycetes, Hypocreales, Cordycipitaceae. The record is from RefSeq and is a predicted model, not a curated record. Bases 1 to 741 code for a protein of 246 amino acids.
AUGGCCAUGUUGGCACCACCUCUCUCACCCCAGCCAGCCGGUGGCCUCUUCGAACUCCCGCACAAGAAAUGGAGACGCCGUCGAAUCACUAGUCAUCUCAUGCGGCAAGAAGAACGCGACAGGGCCGCCCGCGAGGCCGAGAUGGAAUCCAAAGCCCGAGCCUGCAACUACCUCUCCACCUUCCUUCACAGCUCCCCAUGGUCCGAUCAGCUUGAGCAGAUCACCAUCGUCUGGGACUCCGUACCACCAAUGGAGGAUCUUGACUCAUAUGGCGAACUUGAUGAAGAAGAAGGCACUCGCAAUUGUCGACGCCUCUUCAAAGCUGUUGUCGUCUGGGAAGAAGUUGGCCAGCUACUCUGGCAAACACUCAGGGAUACUGCACAGCAACGACAACCCUUGGAUGGCACCGUGUCUGCCGUCACUCAACCUCCCUCUACCGAUGGUGCCGACGCUUGGUGGCACGCACCUCCCGACUACUCAUUUCGCCGCGGUUCUCAAGAAACGUCCCACUCCAGCUUGACCUCGCGCGGCUCUGCUACCGCCAGCCCCUUGCCCUUCGAGCGCGAUUACAGCUCAUUCUCCUCCCUCAGCAGCUCGCCUUGCGAUCCAAGCUUCAUGGCAGCUGCUGCCCAGAGCCGCAGGCGGAGCGACUCUCUCUCCGCCAUGAUCCCCCGCGCCAUCUCCUGCGUCUCCGCUGUCAGGAAAACUUUUGGGGUAUUCUCUGAGAAGCAGACUGCUUAA